AAGUUAGAGACAAGAUUGGUUCAGAUAUUCUAAAGCUAUGCUUGAAGGAAUUAUAUGUUUAUCGGUUCAUGCAGACAGAUCCAAACUGGUCAAACUUUAUGUAUCAGCCUGAUACAGGCAAGAUUGUGCUACUGGACUUUGGAGCAAGUCGUGAGUUUGAUAAGAAAUUUGUUGAUGGUUACAUCAAGGUGAUUCGAGCAGCAGCAGACCAGGACCUAGAGGGUAUUCUCAAAUACUCUAAAGAGUUGGGCUUCCUUACAGGCCAUGAGAGCAAGAGUAUGGAAGAAGCUCAUGUAAGUGCUGUGCAGAUUCUGGGUGAGGCACUGGCAUCCUACGAACCAUUUGACUUUGGAGCACAGGAUAUGACUAAAAGAAUAACAGAGAUCAUCCCUAUAAUGGCUGACCAGAGACUGUGCCCUCCACCGAUAGAAACCUACUCCCUCCACAGGAAAAUGUCGGGGGCAUUCCUGCUGUGUGUUAAACUCCGUAGUAGAGUACAAUGUAAAGAACUCUUUGAAGAAAUUUGGACAAAUUAUCAGUUUGGAGACUUGGAAUCCGAAGUAUGAUAUACAUGUGCUGGGAAAGUCUUUGUGCUACUAUAAAUAGGAUGAGUUUGCAUGGGUAUGAUAGUAUAUGUUGUGGUAGUCUAAAUCUUAAGGUAUGGAAGUGAUGUGUUUCUCUAAUGUGUGGUCAUAAUCUUAAAGUAUGGAAGUGAUGUGUUUCUCUAAUCAGAAGGUCAUCAUCUUAAAGUAUGGAAGUGAUAUGUUUCUCUAGUGUGAAGCUAGGUCAUCAUCUUAAAGUAUGGAAGUGAUGUGUUUCUCUAAUGUGAAGGUCAUAAUCUUAAAGUAUGGAAGUGAUGUGUUUCUCUAGUGUGAAGGUCAUAAUCUUAAAGUAUGGAAGUGAUAUGUUUCUCUAGUGUGAAGGUCUUAAUCUUAAAGUAUAGAAGUGAUGUGUUUCUCUAGUGUGUGGUCAUAAUCUUAAAGUAUGGAAGUGAUGUGUUUCUCUAAUGUGAAGGUCAUAAUCUUAAAGUAUGGAAGUGAUAUGUUUCUCUAGAGUGAAGGUCAUCAUCUUUAAGUAUGAAAGUGAUGUGUUUCUCUAGUGUGAAGGUCAUAAUCUUAAAGUAUGGAAGUGAUAUGUUUCUCUAGUGUGAAGGUCAUCAUCUUUAAGUAUGAAAGUGAUGUGUUUCUCUAGUGUGAAGGUCAUAAUGUUAAAGUAUGGAAGUGAUGUGUUUCUCUAGUGCGAAGGUCAUAAUGUUAAAGUAUGGAAAUUAUGUAAUUCUCUAGUGUGAAGGUCGUAAUCUUAAAGUAUGGAAGUGAUGUGUUUCUCUAGUGCGAAGGUCAUCAUUGGCCCUAAUGUGCUUUGUAAAAAGUGGAGGUGGGUUCAGGAAAAAAUAAUUUCCUUGUAUUCUAUAUUCUGAGCCAACUGUAGUCAUAAAUAUUGCACAUGGGUACCAUGCUGGUUGUCAAUGUGGUAUCAUGUGACUGAAAAAAUCACAUCAAAUACAGCUAUAUCAAAGAUGAUCCCUCAGUUUAACUCAAAUCCGAGAGUAUGUAGUCUGUCUGAUUGACAAUUGUAAAUGUAUAUUGUCACUACUACACUAUGUAUUAUGUCAGUUUAGAAUUGAUAUUUGGUACUGACACUAUUUGCAGUGAUAGUUAUAUCCCCUGCAAUGAAGUGGGGGGUGGGGGGGAGGGUAUACUGAAAUCAGCUUGUCCGGCUGUCUGUCCUUAGACAAAAUUUGCUAUGCAUUUGCUAAUUUUUCUAUAGAUUUCUUUGAAAUAUUUGGUGUAGUGGCAGAACCAGAUGUAGUUGUGUCCCCUGAAAUAAAUUUGUAUUUUGAAUCUUUUUAAGAGAGUUAUGCCCCUUUACAAAAAAAUUGGCAAAACUUUGUCCUGUUAUGCAUUUGCUCAUUUUUCAAUAGAUUUCUUUGAAACUUUUUCAAAUAAAUGACCUUCACCCAUAUUCAAGAUCACAGGGGUCAGAUAUGUUAAAAAC
This is a messenger RNA of Mizuhopecten yessoensis (Yesso scallop), 1995 nucleotides long. Its product is annotated as atypical kinase COQ8A, mitochondrial-like. Gene Ontology annotation, cellular component: extrinsic component of mitochondrial inner membrane. Bases 69 to 566 code for a protein of 165 amino acids. Gene Ontology annotation, biological process: ubiquinone biosynthetic process. Lineage: Eukaryota; Metazoa; Mollusca; Bivalvia; Pectinida; Pectinidae. Gene Ontology annotation, molecular function: kinase activity. The transcript has 5 exons. The record is from RefSeq and is a predicted model, not a curated record.